Molecule: messenger RNA, 3270 nt
Organism: Exophiala dermatitidis NIH/UT8656
Lineage: Eukaryota; Fungi; Ascomycota; Eurotiomycetes; Chaetothyriales; Herpotrichiellaceae
Product: alpha-mannosidase
Exons: 2
Coding region: 1-3270 (1089 amino acids)
Biological process (GO): oligosaccharide catabolic process; mannose metabolic process
Cellular component (GO): fungal-type vacuole membrane
Molecular function (GO): alpha-mannosidase activity; carbohydrate binding
Source: RefSeq, a predicted model, not a curated record
AUGGGGGGUGAGACGUCCGCUCGUAUAGCAUCGCCGGUCCCCUACCCCAAGCUGGCCACCAAGCCUGUGGGCAAGCUCAUCGAAAGCAUCUAUACCGACCGUCUGCGUCAGUUCACCUCGGGCGGGCAAUAUGAGAAACAAAAUCUUCUUGCUAAGCUAUACCACAACAUCUGUAACGACAGUGACCAUAUCAAGCUGUCGGUUUAUUCUCCUCCGAACCUCGCACGGCCGACUUUCGAAGAAGCAACUUCGCACAAGUUCAGACCUACCCAUCUUGGCGAGUCCUUCGGCCCUGCAUGGUCCACUCACUGGUUCAAGAUCCAAUUGACAGUUCCCGAGUCGAUGCGAGAUGGUGAACACUUGGAGUUUCAUUGGGACGCAAACAAUGAAGGUUUGGUCUGGACACACGACGGAAAGCCUCUCCAAGGCUUGACCGGUGGCGGUGAGCGCACUGAAUGGAUACUCCCCACAAGCUGGCGAGACGGAAAGGAGCACACAUUCUAUAUUGAGAUGGCUUGCAACGGAAUGUUCGGCAAUGCUCCUGGUGGAGAUAGCAUCCAGCCUCCGGAUCCAAACAAGUCCUAUACCCUAUGGAAGGCACAGAUUGUUGAUGUCAACCUGGCGGCGAGACAACUGUACGUGGAUUUCUGGAUCAUUGGAGAUGCCGCCAGGGAGUUCCCUGAGGACAGCUGGGAAAGACACGAAGCCUUGCGGGUCUGCAACGAAAUCAUGGAUACAUUUAUUGCAGGAGACGGGUCCAUUGACUCCAUAAAGAGAGGCCGCGAGAUUGCACAGAAAUACCUCGGAAAGCACGUCGACUCUGCAAAGGUCUAUGACUCGCCUGGCAAAGAUAUCGUGUAUGCCAUUGGCCACUGUCACAUCGACACCUGUUGGCUUUGGCCAUGGGCCGAAACCAAGCGCAAGGUGGCAAGGAGCUGGUCGAACCAGUGUGACCUGAUGGACCGUUAUCCAGAGCACCGCUUCGCAUGCAGUCAAGCACAGCAAUACAAGUGGCUGAAGCAGGACUAUCCCUAUGUUUAUGAUCGAGUCAAGGCAAAAGUCAAGGAAGGCCAGUUCCAACCGAUCGGUGGAAGCUGGGUGGAGCACGACACAAACAUGCCCAACGGUGAGUCUCUGGUCAGACAGUUUCUCUACGGUCAACGAUUCUUUGAAAGCAACUUUGGUGAAAGGUGCAAGACCUUUUGGCUGCCUGAUACCUUCGGUUAUUCCGGCCAAUUGCCCCAAAUCUGCCGGCUGGCAGGGAUGACCAGGUUCUUCACCCAGAAAUUGAGCUGGAACAACAUCAAUAACUUCCCUCAUACCACAUUCAACUGGGUUAGCUUGGACGGGAGCCAGGUCAUCUGUCAUAUGGCCCCGAGCGAGACUUAUACCGCAGAUGCUCAUUUUGGGGACGUCAAAAGGAGCGUGACUCAACACAAGAGCAUGGACCAGGACAACACCUCUCUACUCGUAUUUGGUAAAGGAGAUGGUGGCGGCGGUCCUACAAGAGAAAUGCUCGAGAAAUUGAGGCGGUGUCGCGGGCUGAGUGAUAACGUUGGUCGACUUCCACGAGUCACGAUGGGUAAGUCCGUGGACGAUUUCUUUGCCAAUCUGGAAAAGAAAGCUGUAGAGGGUACAAAGUUCGUCACCUGGUAUGGUGAGCUGUAUUUUGAACUCCACCGAGGCACAUACACGACUCAGGCGAACAACAAACUCAACAAUCGAAAACAGGAAGUCAUGUUGCAUGACAUUGAAUAUCUGGCGACUUUGGCCAGCUUGAAGAGCAAAAGCUACAAAUACCCCAAGAAGGAGAUUGACGAGAUGUGGGAAAAUGUGUUGCUCUGUCAGUUCCACGACUGCCUUCCAGGCAGUUCCAUUGAGAUGUGCUACGAUGAUUCCGACGCCUUGUACGCCCACAAUGCCAAACUUGGAGGAAAGGUUAAAGAGGAAGCACUUACAGUACUUGGCCUUUCACAAAACAUCAGAGCGAAUGCUGAACUCGUGGCCAUCAAUACUGCUCCCUGGAAGCGCUCGGAGCUGAUUCCGAUCCCGAAAGCGCAAGCCAAGCCGCAGCACCAGAAGUAUGCUUUUGUUUCCGGAGGUACAGGCGUCGUCAAGACACAUGCGGCAUCAGCCAUACAAUCCACAGCAUCUGUCGAGGAAACCAGGAAAGGCGUGUUUGUGCUGAAGAACAGUCUAUAUCGGGUUGAAGUGGAGGCAGGCUGUAUUACUUCUCUGAUAGACCUCAGGGCUGAUCGCGAGGUCAUCGCCAAGGGCGGCAAAGCCAACCAACUGGUCAUCUUCGACGAUAAGCCGCUCUACUGGCAGGCGUGGGAUGUCGAAGUUUUCCACUUGGAGUCUCGUAAAGAGUUGAGUUCCGGACCCUCGGAAAUCGUUGAGGACGGACCGUAUCGAGUCAGCGUGGCAAGCAAGACUCAGAUCAGCAAAGACAGCUGGGUGAAGACGACGAUCAGCCUUGAUGCUUGCGAGAGCCAAAGCGAGUUUGGAUAUGUGACUGUCGAGGCAGAGGUCGAAUGGCGUGAAACCAUGAAAUUCCUCAAGGUGGAAUUUCCGGUCGAUGUAGUCAACACUGAGGCAAGCUAUGAGAUGCAAUAUGGGAUCAUUCGCCGUCCAACUCACUACAACACCAGCUGGGACAUGGCCAAAUUUGAGGUCUGCUGCCACAAGUUCGCCGAUCUCUCAGAAGCCGACUACGGAGUCUCCAUCCUCAACGACUCCAAGUACGGAUUCGCGACCUGUGGCAACUUGAUGCGAUUGUCCUUGUUGCGUGCUCCCAAGGCGCCCGAUGCACAUGCCGACAUGGGUCGACACCACAUCAAGUGGGCCAUCAUGCCACACCAGGGUGCAUUGAGUAGCAGUACCGUGAGAGCAGCCUACAAUUUCAACUACCCCAUCCAACUGGCAUCUUUGGUGGAAGACAAACCGGCAAAGGAACUCUUCAAUGCGGUGCACUUGACCGGAGCGAAAUCCCUUGUCCUGGACUGCGUCAAGCGCGGCGAGGACGACAAGGAUGUCUCUCGAGGGGAACUCCCCGAGCGCUCCGGUCAGAGUGUGGUGCUGAGAAUCUACGAAAGUCUGGGAGGAAAGAGUCGAGGCACCAUUGAGACCACUUUACCGGUCAAGAAGGCCUACAAGACCAAUGUCUUGGAGGAUGAUCUGGAAGAGCUCGAGAUGUCUGGCAAGGUCAAAAUCAGUAUUGACAUUGAACUGCGGCCAUUCGAGGUGGCGACCUAUCGGCUGCAGUUGUGA